AUGGGUCACACAGUACCGAAAGCCAUAGAAAGAGAAGACGAUAUACAUCCAUUAGUUUCGAAAGAAAUGAGUGAUACAAAUUUACAGCCACCGCCUACAACAAGAUCACCCUCACCGAAAGGGCCAAACAACAAUGAAGACGAGGAGAACGAGGAUUUUGACAUCGAUAGCAAUGAAACAACGCUGCAAAGAAUAAGUAAAGAUUAUUUGAAACCCAAUAUCGGGCUUGUUCUCCUAACAGUAUCAUAUUUCUUCAACUCAGCCAUGGUGGUGUCUACUAAAGUCUUAGAAAACGAUCCGGAUGACAUUGCUAAUGAUAGACAGAUCAAACCAUUGCAAAUCUUAUUAGUUAGAAUGGUAAUAACAUAUAUCGGUACAUUGAUAUACAUGUAUAUUAAUAAGAGUACAAUUUCGGAUGUUCCAUUUGGCAAACCCGAAGUACGCAAAUGGUUAAUAUUGAGAGGUUGUACCGGAUUUUUCGGUGUGUUUGGAAUGUAUUACUCGUUAAUGUACUUGACGAUUAGCGAUGCUGUUUUGAUCACUUUUUUGUCGCCAUCUUUAACAAUAUUUCUGUCGUGGGUUAUUCUGAGGGAAAGGUUUACGAAAGUGGAAGCGCUAGGUUCGCUGAUUUCAUUGAUGGGCGUGGUGUUAAUUGUAAGACCUUCAUUCUUAUUUGGAACGCCCGAACUGACUGACUCUUCUUCUCAAAUAGUUGAAUCAUCGGACCCAAAGUCAAGACUAAUCGCCACUUUGGUUGGAUUAUGGGGUGUUUUAGGGAUGAGUUGCGUCUACAUCAUUAUUCGUUAUAUUGGUAAGAGGGCUCAUGCUAUAAUGAGUGUAAGUUAUUUUUCUUUGAUAACAGCGAUAGUGUCCUUUAUUGGGAUUAACACUAUUCCUUCAAUGAAGUUUCAGAUCCCACAUUCUAAAAAACAAUGGAUACUAUUUGGUAAUCUGGGUGUGUCCGGCUUUAUUUUCCAGCUCUUAUUAACUAUGGGUAUCCAAAGGGAACGUGCCGGAAGAGGAUCUUUGAUGACGUACACACAACUACUAUAUGCAGUUUUCUGGGACGUUGCACUAUACAAGCAUUGGCCAAAUAUCUGGUCGUGGAUUGGUAUGAUAAUUAUCAUAAGUGCUACAUUGUGGGUGAUAAGGAUCAGGGCAGCCAAUAACGAGACAACCGCCAAGGACUUAACCCCAGUAAUUGACGAUGAGGAGAACUCUAUUCCCCUGACAGAGUUUGACAUGUCUGAUUCUAAGUGA
Messenger RNA from Saccharomyces paradoxus, 1260 nucleotides. RefSeq lists its product as uncharacterized. The transcript has a single exon. NCBI's taxonomy places the organism in Eukaryota, Fungi, Ascomycota, Saccharomycetes, Saccharomycetales, Saccharomycetaceae. Gene Ontology annotation, cellular component: membrane. The record is from RefSeq and is a predicted model, not a curated record. The coding region runs from base 1 to 1260 and encodes 419 amino acids.